GAAAGAAAACAUUAAAAUGGGUUGCUUCGGGUUUCUCAAAAUUAUGAUGUUCGUGUUCAAUGGAGUGAUCUUUCUGGCGGGUGCCGCCAUUUUGGGCGUAGGGGUGUGGGUGAAGGUGGACAGCAGCUCCCUGUUUGCGGUCCUAGGGAAGAUAGAGAACGCCCCACCGGAGCUAAACCAGCUCCUCAAUGUGGGGUACCUGCUGAUCGCUGUGGGGGGCGUACUGUUGGUCCUGGGGUUCCUGGGCUGCUGUGGGGCCAUGAAGGAGAGCAGGUGUAUGCUGCUGCUGUUCUUUGUGAUAGUGCUGCUGGUAUUUCUCGCAGAAGUGGCAGGAGCAAUUGUGGUCUUCGUCUUUCAACCUCUGGCAGAGGAUCUGAUUAGCCAAUUGGGUGAAAAAGCUGUUGAAGUCAUCAAGAACGAUUAUGGGGCAAAUGCUGAUAUCACUGGUCUAUGGAAUGCCACAAUGGAAGGGCUGGACUGCUGUGGAUUCUAUAACUACACAGACUUCCUCGAUUCUCCCUUUUACAACAAUAGCAUGACCUUCCCAGAGGAAUGUUGCCUUAUUCCGGGCUGUAAUUCAGCAAACGUUCAAAUAUCGAAAGUCUCUGGCUGCUUACCUAAACUGAUAAAGCUAAUAGAUGAAAACAUCAUCAUCAUAGGAGCUGUGGCACUGGGAAUAGCUGCCCUCGAGAUUGCAGCGAUGGCUGUGUCCAUGUCAAUGUAUUACCAAAUAGGUGCCAAGAAAAGAUAAUACCAGAAGAACACAGAUGUGCAACAUCCUCAUUGUGUUACCAUAUACCAUUAACUGUAAUCAUCAGAG
This is a messenger RNA of Conger conger (European conger), 820 nucleotides long. Its product is annotated as tetraspanin-1-like. Gene Ontology annotation, cellular component: membrane. The coding region runs from base 17 to 751 and encodes 244 amino acids. Lineage: Eukaryota; Metazoa; Chordata; Actinopteri; Anguilliformes; Congridae. The record is from RefSeq and is a predicted model, not a curated record. The transcript is spliced from 7 exons.